ACCACGCCCCCUGAGCCACCGCCCGAUGGCGCAGCCCAUCCGCAUCCCCGCCGCGAAGAUGCCCCACCCCCAAGGCGCUCGCAGGGUCCCCAGGCAGCGGACAGGCAGGCGCUGCAAGGAGCCGGCGACAUGGUGCGCGGCAGGGUCUCCCGGAUCUCGGUGCGCGACGUGCGCUUCCCCACGUCGCUCGGGGGCCACGGCUCGGACGCCAUGCACACAGACCCUGACUACUCGGCAGCCUAUGUUGUCUUAGAGACGGAUACGGAGGACAGGCUCCAGGGCUGCGGGCUCACCUUCACGCUGGGAAAGGGCACCGAAGUGGUCGUCUGUGCUGUGAAUGCCCUCGCCCACCACGUGCUUCACAAGGACCUCAGGGACAUUGUCAGCAACUUCCGAGGCUUCUACAGGGAGCUCACCAGUGACGGGCAGCUCCGAUGGAUUGGUCCAGAGAAAGGUGUGGUACACCUGGCCACUGCAGCGAUUCUGAAUGCGGUGUGGGACCUCUGGGCGAAGCAAGAGGGAAAGCCUCUGUGGAAGCUCCUUGUGGACAUGGACCCCAGGAUGCUGUUAUCCUGCAUUGACUUCCGAUACAUCACUGACGCCCUGACCGAGGAGGACGCCCUGGAAAUACUGCAGAAAGGUCAAGUUGGUAAAAAAGAAAGAGAAGAGCAAAUGCUGACACAUGGUUACCCUGCCUACACCACGUCGUGCGCCUGGCUUGGGUACUCGGACGACUUGCUGAAGAAGCUCUGCACGGCAGCCCUGAAGGAUGGCUGGACCAGGUUCAAAGUGAAGGUGGGGGCUGACCUCGAGGAUGACAUGCGCAGAUGCCGCCUCAUCAGAGACAUGAUCGGACCUGAGAAGACUCUGAUGAUGGAUGCCAACCAGCGCUGGGACGUGCCCGAGGCGGUGGAAUGGAUGUCCAAGCUGGCCGAGUUCAAGCCAUUGUGGAUCGAGGAGCCCACGUCUCCCGAUGACAUCCUGGGGCAUGCUGCCAUUUCCAAGGCACUGGUCCCUUUAGGAAUUGGUGUGGCCACAGGAGAACAGUGUCACAAUAGAGUGGUAUUUAAGCAACUCCUACAGGUGAACGCCCUGCAGUUUCUCCAGAUUGACAGCUGCAGACUGGGAAGUGUCAAUGAAAACCUCUCAGUGUUACUGAUGGCCAAGAAGUUUGGAACUCCUGUGUGCCCCCACGCCGGCGGAGUUGGCCUGUGUGAGCUAGUGCAGCACUUGAUCAUAUUUGACUACAUAUCAGUCUCCGCAAGCCUUAACAACAGGAUGUGUGAAUACGUGGAUCAUCUGCACGAACAUUUCAAGUAUCCCGUGCAAAUCAAGCAGGCUUCCUACAUGCCUCCCAAGGAUGCGGGCUACUCGACAGAAAUGAAAGAGGACUCUGUAAGGAAACACCAGUAUCCAGAUGGCGAAGUCUGGAAGAAACUCCUUGCUGCUCAAGAAAAUUAAGCAUUCAGCCCUAUUUCCUCUUCUUCUUACAUAGUGCUACCUACUACCUUUUCUUCUUUAAAAUUUCCUGGUUAGUUUUAUGGAAAUAGAAGGAAAAAAAUUGCAUCCUACCAAUCAAGUUCAGCUGAAUGUCCUAUUAACCUCAGGAAUCAGUUUCAUCAUCGAUUCUUUUAACAAAUCGAUGCAUACUCUAACCCUUAAACAAACUUAGAUUCACCUAGCCUGAAGUCCAGGAAGAUGUUCUUAACAAAAUUUCUACCAAGAGGGCCGGGGAUUUAGCUCAGUGGUGCCACCGCUUGCAAGGCAGGGUCCUCCUGAGUUUGAUCCCCAGUACCAAAAAAAAAAAAUUUCUACCAAGGGCUUGUACCAGGACAUUAAAUUACUUGGAAAAUCA
Messenger RNA from Heterocephalus glaber (naked mole-rat), 1855 nucleotides. RefSeq names its product enolase superfamily member 1 (gene Enosf1). Gene Ontology annotation, molecular function: L-fuconate dehydratase activity; magnesium ion binding. Lineage: Eukaryota; Metazoa; Chordata; Mammalia; Rodentia; Bathyergidae. The record is from RefSeq and is a predicted model, not a curated record. Gene Ontology annotation, biological process: carbohydrate catabolic process; amino acid catabolic process.